AACUUUCAUCGAAUUCCCCCAAUUGUUGUAAUGUUCUAAGCGACUCAUAAUUGGUUAUUUUUGGAAGUAAUCAUGGCGAGGUUACGUUUUCCUGGCCGUCCUGGCCAUCGCUUUGAUCGUUUAAGCCUUCGGUAUUUUGCAGAUGACAUUAAGAAUUCGCAGGACCCAUCUUUAGCAUUUUUGCCACAAUUCCAACACGGCCUCAAAUCAUUUAGAGACAUCGUUGGUUUGUCGGAUGAGGAUGAUGAAUUUGAAGGAUUCACUGCUAAAGAACUCAAAGAUGGUGAGAAGAAGCUUACUUUGUUUAAUAAAGAGCAGCAAAAGAAAGAAGAAAUGGAGGCACAGAUGUCAGAGCUGGGCGAACCCGUAGAAUAUGGGGGGGAAAAGCUCAGGAAAAUACGUAUAUCCUUAAAAUCUUGGCCAGCGCCAGUAAAACCUGGAGUGAAAAUGAAACAUGUUGAAAAAUCCAAUGAAGUCUUACUUGAAGACAAAAGUGUUAGUCCAGGUAAAGCUAAAUUUCAUUCUACAAAGUUAAAAGGUUCAAAGUUAUUUGACCACCGAAAGAAACCAAAGAAAUUUAAAUUGGACUAUAAACAUGGACUUCAUGAUACUGGUAAUUUGGAAGGGAAAAGUAAAAAAUCCGACAUGGACAUGGCAAAGUUCUUGCUUGAGAAGGCUAAACAAGCUAACAAACUACAAGAGCAAGCUAAAGCCCGCCGUUUGGCUGCUUCCAAGAAACCCGUCCAAGUUCAGCGAAGAGAGUUUGUAUUGCCAACACAGAGUUCGCGUUCAUCUCGGGUGAUUAAACCAAAUAAGAGGUUCUUGGAAUCAGAUACUGUGAAUACAACUGUUAUUAAAAAAUCCAAAUGUGAAGAAAUUGUCGAAACUACACCAGAAAAACAACCAGACUCGACUUUCAAACUUGAACGAAAAAAGAGUUUAGACAGUUUCCGUCCAAGUUUCAGUGGCAGUCCGAACAGUAUAGGGUUACUUGACCAACCACUCAUAGUGGACGGUAAAAGAGACAGAAAACCAAGUUUGAAAUUACAAAUGUCUGAUGAUGAGUCCUCCCUGUUCUCUCCUACAAAGUCUGCGAUGACCAGUCCAUUGGCAGCACCCAAACUGGGAACCAGUCUGUUUGCAGGGUCCCAGUUUCAGAAGGCAUCAGAGAAACAGAAAUUUAGCAUGAUGGGAUUUGGUGCCUCUAGGUUACACGGAACAUCUAUUGUUCAGAAAGCCAAGUUGCAACUUAAUAGGGCAGCCCUGAAUAAGUCAAAAGCAGCGUUGGCGAGGUCACUGAAGGCAGAAAUGAAACGUGAAGCUAAAUAUGCAGAACAAGCAAAACAGUAUGAAGCUGAAACCACUACGACAGUACCAACUGAUAAACCAGUCAUGGAGAAAGGGAAAAGGGGACGAAAGAGAAAGAGUUGUGCUGUCUGCGGAAAGAAAACAGACUUGACUGUUUGCUAUGAGAAGAUACUGGCCUGCAUGUCUUGUAGAAGAUUUUACAAGGAAAUAAAAUGGUUUAUUAAUGUAGGCACUUUCACCAAACCAAUCUGUUAUAAGAAUGGUAUGUACAUGUACUUAUGA
Ruditapes philippinarum (Manila clam) is the source of this 1590-nucleotide messenger RNA. RefSeq lists its product as uncharacterized. NCBI's taxonomy places the organism in Eukaryota, Metazoa, Mollusca, Bivalvia, Venerida, Veneridae. The record is from RefSeq and is a predicted model, not a curated record. The transcript has 3 exons. The coding region runs from base 73 to 1590 and encodes 505 amino acids.